Bubalus bubalis (water buffalo) is the source of this 3909-nucleotide messenger RNA. RefSeq names its product cell division cycle 14A (gene CDC14A). Gene Ontology annotation, molecular function: protein serine/threonine phosphatase activity; protein tyrosine/serine/threonine phosphatase activity. Bases 90 to 1973 code for a protein of 627 amino acids. Gene Ontology annotation, biological process: cilium assembly; positive regulation of cytokinesis; microtubule cytoskeleton organization. Lineage: Eukaryota; Metazoa; Chordata; Mammalia; Artiodactyla; Bovidae. Gene Ontology annotation, cellular component: spindle pole; centrosome; mitotic spindle. The transcript has 18 exons. The record is from RefSeq and is a predicted model, not a curated record.
CCCGGCUCCUGGGCACUGGGGAAGCCCCCGGGGGCGGGUAACCUCAGCUGGCCACGACCCAGCCCUCCCCCGUGCGUAUCUCGCUUAAGAUGGCAGCGGAGUCAGGGGAACUAAUCGGGGCUUGCGAGUUCAUGAAAGAUCGGUUAUAUUUUGCUACUUUAAGGAAUAGACCAAAAAGCACAGUAAAUACCCACUAUUUCUCCAUCGAUGAGGAGCUGGUCUAUGAAAAUUUCUAUGCAGAUUUUGGACCUCUGAACUUGGCAAUGGUGUACAGAUACUGCUGUAAACUAAACAAGAAACUAAAACCAAAGAAAAUUUUCAAGAAUAUCCCUUUCCUGGGAAAGUUGGAGUCAUACAGUUUAUCGAGAAAGAGAAUAGUGCACUACACCUGUUUUGACCAACGGAAAAGAGCAAAUGCUGCAUUUUUGAUAGGUGCUUAUGCCGUAAUCUAUUUAAAGAAGACACCAGAAGAAGCCUACAGAGCACUCCUCUCUGGCUCAAACCCCCCCUAUCUUCCAUUCAGGGAUGCUUCCUUUGGAAAUUGCACUUACAAUCUCACCAUCCUCGACUGUUUGCAGGGAAUCAGAAAGGGAUUACAACAUGGAUUUUUUGACUUUGAGACAUUUGAUGUGGAUGAAUAUGAACAUUAUGAGCGAGUUGAAAAUGGUGACUUCAACUGGAUUGUUCCAGGAAAAUUUUUAGCAUUUAGUGGACCACAUCCCAAAAGCAAAAUUGAAAAUGGUUAUCCUCUUCACGCCCCCGAAGCCUACUUUCCUUAUUUCAAAAAGCAUAACGUGACGGCGGUCGUGAGGCUGAACAAAAAGAUCUACGAGGCGAAGCGCUUCACGGAUGCAGGCUUCGAGCACUAUGAUCUCUUCUUCAUCGACGGCAGCACUCCCAGCGACAACAUCGUGCGGAGGUUCCUGAAUAUCUGCGAGAACACCGAGGGGGCGAUCGCCGUCCACUGCAAAGCUGGUCUUGGAAGAACGGGGACCUUGAUAGCCUGUUAUGUCAUGAAACACUACAGGUUUACACAUGCAGAGAUAAUUGCUUGGAUCAGAAUCUGCCGGCCCGGCUCUAUUAUAGGACCCCAGCAACACUUCCUGGAAGAGAAACAGGCAUCACUAUGGGUCCAAGGAGACAUUUUCCGAUCCAAACUGAAAAAUAGACCAUCCAGUGAAGGAAGUAUUAAUAAAAUUCUUUCUAGCUUGGAUGAUAUGUCUAUUGGUGGAAACUUAUCUAAAAUACAAAACAUGGAGAGAUUUGGAGAGAAUAAUUUAGAAGAGGAUGAAGAUGUGGAAAUGAAAAAUAGUAUAACCCAGGGAGACAAGCUACGUGCCUUAAAAAGUCAGAGACAGCCCCGCACCUCACCAUCCUGUGCAUUUAGGUUGGAGGAUAUGAAAGGGCAUCCAAGAGCAGUGUCCCAGCCUUCCAGAUUGGGUUCUUCCCCACAAGGAUCUGCAUCUCCUUUGAAGACCUCGAAAGUGGCUUUGUCCCCUUCUGUGACGGCCAAGAGGAUAAACAGAGGCUCUGUAUCCUCAGGCGCCAGUGUAAGAAGCUUUUCCAUAAACUCCCGGCUAGCCAGUUCUCUAGGGAACUUGAAUGCUGCAGCCGACAAUCCAGAGAACAAAAAGACCACAUUACCCUCCAAGAUGGGUUUCAUCGCCAACCCGUUCACCAGCCUCUUGAAUGGCAGCUCCCAGCCGCCUGCCAGAAAUUACCCUGAGCUCAACAACAACCAGUACAGCCGAAGUAGCAGCAGCAGUGGGAGUGCCCCAAGCAGUCAGCCAGGCCCCCACGGCGCUAAGACCACCGAGGAGCACUCCACCACCCUGCGGCCCUCCUACACCGGCCUGUCUUCCUCCUCAGCGAGAUUCCUGAGCCGAUCAAUCCCCUUCUGGAGGCUGGAAGUCAGAGAUUGGGGGCCAGCGUGUUCAGUUCAGUCCCUUCAGUCUGAAUAUGUUCAUUACUAAGGCCUUGCCACUCCGGUGAAAGCUGUUCCACUCUUACAUGCAGUUUCCUCAUCUGGAUGAGCAAUGUAGAGAGAAAACAACUGCUUGCUGGAAGAAUAUCUCUGCCUUUUUACCUUAAAGUAAAGAGAGCACUCAGAUAAGACCUUCAUGAGACUUGAAACCAGAAAACUCUGGCUAAUGACUACUCUGAAUGCACUGAAACUAUGUUUAUGGAGACGUCAACUUUUUAAGACAGUUUUCAUGUUGAAUUUGGUAUUUUGGAAGGUUAUUUUUAAUGUAUUUCGGAAAUACAUUUAUUACAUUUACAUGUACAGUGUUACAUUAUGUAUCUAUUGUGAACUUUAAAAGGCUAUUUUGAUAAAUUUAUAAAUAUAUAAAAUUAUGUAAAAACUAGACUAUAUUUUGACUUAGAUUUUCUUGCUGUUUCCUACCAAAAAUUUGUAUUUUGAAUUUGUUUAGUAUGGUUUUAUCUACAAUGAAUAAUAAUUCCUCUUUAUUAAGAAAAAGUAAAGGAGAAAGGUUUUAGAAAGUGAUUUGUAUGUUUCCACUACGAAUAUGGCACAUCACUUCAUUCUUUUGGGAAGUCAGUCUAAUUCAAUAAGUUUAUCCAGGUUUAUCUCUUAGCAAGAGUACAAUUGUUUGAUACGGCUUAUUAAGAUCAUUUCUUUACCCUUUGUCUUUGUUGCUGAGCCAUUUAGUUUUGCAUCUUUGGAGGUUUUAACAAAAUUUAACAUCCAGUUGAAGAUCAAAAUUCACUGAAUGUUUUUCCUUGAAAGCAUAGUUUUUCUCUAUGAAAUGACUCAACAGUCCAAAUGCUUUUACUUCUUUCCUUCUCACAAAAGAAUUCUUAAUCCAAUUAGAAUAUUCUGAUUUUGGUACAAGGUUUUUGCCUGUAUUCACACAUGGUCUGGCAAGUUUUAAAUCAGCAAAGAGGAUUCAAAGGAUGCUGCUAAGUAGUUUUCUGUAUUAAUAAAGGAAACAAGCUUAAGACAGAUCACACAGGCUAGCAUAUCUGAAACCUCACAUGAAAAUGAAGGGACUCCUAGGUACUUCACAGGCCUUUCAUGUAAGUGUAAUCUUACAUUUAGGGUCCGGAAGCCUGUAAACCUUUUUUCCAUGGGGAGUUGGGGAGUAUUAGAUCCUCAUUGUCUUCCAUGCUGCUCAAGAAUGGACUACUCAGGCAGUCCAGUGGAUUCGUAUGAAGUGCUUUACUCUCAGCCACUGAGUUAUUUAUCAGGUAUUUAUUAGAAGGGGUACCUUGAGGCUGUUAUACAUGCUUCAGCAAAACAUCUUGUUUAUGUCUUACUUUUUAAAAAAGGCAUUUGAAUGAAUGUUUGACUCAGGUUCGUUAACCUUCAAAAACUGCAGUACCAAAUAAUUGCACUAAACUGAUUAAAAAAAUGAAUUGUAUGUUUUAGGAAUCAAAAAUUAAGUGGAAUUAAAUUGUAUACCUUUUCUAAAGCUAAAAUAGUAAAAUAUUUUAUAAUGAGUUAUUGUAAAAAAUGAUCAAUUAAUUGUAUAGGAAAAUGAUAGUAUUUUUUCAAAAUUAUCAGUGAAAAGUAAUUGAGAUGAUAUUUGAGGAGUGGGGGAAAGGGAACCAUAUAGACAGUUGUAGUUCUGUGAACACUAAUUGUGUGCAGCUACUAAAUGAUUGUAAAAUUGACUACUGUAAAUUUUCCAUAAUUAUGUGUAUAUAUUAGUCAUAUGUAUCUACAUGGGUAUGUCUUAAAAUUAUUUAUACACAUGUACAUACAUAGACAAAUCAAGAAGAAUAUGUGUAUAAUAUAGAAAGUAUAUAGCAAAGUGAUUCUACUCCAAUAAUAAAGAUUGACAUGUAUUUUGUUAUGAAUAGUUUACCUUUGAAAAGAUAUUUUGUUCUAUUUUAAGGUGUAGAAGAAUACACUGCUAAUAAAUAAUAAAAGUUUUAUGCAAUUUA